This is a messenger RNA of Paramecium primaurelia, 839 nucleotides long. The record is from the annotation of a GenBank genome assembly. Lineage: Eukaryota; Ciliophora; Oligohymenophorea; Peniculida; Parameciidae.
AUGUAAGAAAUUGACUUGUUAAGGUUACAUAGAGAAACAUUGAAGUAUUUGGAAAUAGAAAGCAUCUUUAAACGUUUAACAUAAACCUUCAUAAAUAAAAUUUACAAUCUUGUUAAAGAUAUUUUUGCUGAAGAACAUAAGUUCACUAUUUAAGUAUAAUUCAUAACUGAAAAUAGGAAUUAUUGAAAAUGGCUAAUUAUAAAGAAAUUCCUCUAAAAGAAUUCAAGUUAGUUGAGCAUUACAAACUUAAUUCACAAAUAUUCAAGACUAAUCUAUAAACUAUUUUUUCUAUAAUUGUCGAUGAUCUUUAAAAUACAUUCAAUAAAUAAAUUAUUAUUGAAGAAAGAUCAAUUCUUGAACCUAGAUAGCUUACAUAAAUUGAUGAAGAAUCCCAAAUAUGCUUUACUGAAAAUUGUAAUGAAAUAUCUCAAGAAUACUCAAAAACACAUAGAGAUGAUGUCAAAACAGAAGAAGCUCCAUUAGUUAAUUAGGAAUCAAAAUAAGCUUAGAAAAUUCCAUUAGCAAAAUUAUUGUCAUUUGAUAAGAUAACUAGUUUAUCAGUAGCUAAUUCACCAAGACAUUCUAGAGAAAAUAGUUUAACUACUAAUACUUUUAGAUAAUCUAAUAAACCAAUAUAAUAAUUGAUGUUAAAUACUAAUAAUGGAUCUAAAAAAUAAACAGUUACACAAUUAGCUAAAAAUAAAAGUUUGGAAUUAAAGUCCAUAGCUGAAACUUUGAUAGCUCAAAGUAAGAUAAGUCCAAAAGGAAAUCAAACAAUUAUUUUUAAUAAUUUGAUGUCAAAAAUGAAUAGUCUCAAGGAGAACACAAUAAAACCAUGA